This is a messenger RNA of Nipponia nippon (crested ibis), 324 nucleotides long. The record is from RefSeq and is a predicted model, not a curated record. NCBI's taxonomy places the organism in Eukaryota, Metazoa, Chordata, Aves, Pelecaniformes, Threskiornithidae.
GUGAUCUGCUAUUUCGGGGAGGGGGCGGCCAGCGAGGGGGACGCCCACGCCGGUUUCAAUUUCGCCGCCACCCUGGAGUGCCCCAUCAUUUUUUUCUGCCGUAACAACGGCUACGCCAUCUCCACCCCCACCUCCGAGCAGUACCGGGGCGACGGCAUCGCGGCGCGCGGUCCCGGUUACGGGUUGAUGUCCAUCCGGGUGGACGGCAACGACGUCUUCGCCGUUUAUAACGCCACCAAAGAAGCCCGGCGCCGCGCCGUGGCGGAGAACCAGCCCUUUCUCAUCGAAGCCAUGACCUACCGGUACGCCGGGGAGGGGAGCGAG